AUGUCUCCGCAAACGCCCUGGUGGAAAAACGCCACCAUUUACCAAAUCUACCCUGCCAGUUACAAGGAUUCCAACGGAGAUGGCAUCGGUGAUUUGCCAGGCAUCCUGGGUCAGCUGGACUACAUCCAGUCACUGGGCGUCGAUGCGAUCUGGAUAUGCCCUAUGUAUAAGUCACCCCAGAUCGAUAUGGGGUAUGACGUGGCGGAUUAUGAAGACGUACAUGGCCCGUACGGGACAGUCGCCGACGUGGAAGCGAUCAUCGCCGCCUGUCACGAGCGAGGCCUACGCAUCCUGCUCGAUCUGGUGAUAAACCACACAUCCGACCAGCACGCCUGGUUCAAGGAGUCAAGGCUCGGCAAGAACAGCCCCAAGCGCGACUGGUACAUCUGGCGUCCGGCAAAGUACGGCGCCGAUGGCGUGCGCCAACCACCUAAUAACUGGCGGAGUAUCUUUGGGGGCAGUGCGUGGGAGUGGGACGAGGUAUCGGAGGAGUACUAUCUACAUCUGUUUGCCGUGGAGCAGCCAGAUGUGAACUGGGAGAAUGCCGAGACUCGCGCGGCGGUCUACGAGUCGGCCAUGGAGUUCUGGCUGCGCAAGGGCAUUGAUGGAUUCCGCGUCGACACCGUGAACAUGUACAGCAAGGACCAGUCCUACCGCGACGCGCCCAUCAUCGACCCCAGCCACGAGCACCAGCUCGACGCCUCGCUAUUCUGCAAUGGGCCCCGGAUCCACGAGUUCCUCCGCGAGAUGGGCCAGAUUCUGCUCAAGUACAACGCCGUCACGGUCGGCGAGCUCCCCUGCACCCCCGAGGUUACCGACGUGCUCAAAUACGUAUCGGAGAAAGAGCAGCAACUGAGCAUGGUCUUCCAGUUCGACAUCGUCGACGUGGGAAGAGGCAAAGACUUUCCCUUCCAGACCACUCCCCGGAACUGGACGCUUCCUGAUCUCCGCGCGCGAGUCAAGCGUACGCAGGCGCUUAUGGACGGCACGACGGACGGGUGGAGCACGACAUUCCUUGAGAAUCACGAUCAGGCUCGGUCGAUUUCGCGAUGGGGAAGCGAAGACACGCCUGAAUUGUGGGCGGCCAGUGCAAAGAUGCUUGCCAUGCUCGUUGCCAGUCUUUCGGGAACACUGUAUGUCUACCAAGGGCAGGAGAUUGGCAUGGUCAACGCACCUCUCGAAUGGGAUAUUGCGGAAUACAAGGACCUCGAUAGUCUCAACUAUUACAACUACGUCAAGAAAAUAUCGGGAAAUGACCCCGUCGCGUUGGAAGCGACUAAGGUUGCUAUCGCUCACCUUGCGCGGGAUCAUGCACGGUUACCCAUGCAAUGGGAUGGUACACCCAAUGCUGGAUUCUCGAAAGAAGGCAUUGAGACAUGGAUGCGCGUGCACGAUAACUAUCCUACAUUGAAUGUAGAGAAACAAAGCUCCGAUCCAAAGUCGGUUCUGUCUUUCUGGCGGAAAUUGCUGCAAGUGCGUCGCGCCAAUCCGAAGGUUUUUGCGCAAGGAGUUUUUGAAGAUACCGAUCCAGCACAUGGAUCUGUGUUUAUAUUUGAGAAACAUUCCGAUCAUGAGAAGCUUGUGGUGGCCUUGAACUUUUCUGGUGAGAAACAGUCGGUUGACCUUGCUGGACGAUUUGGCAGUGGAACUCGAAAGCUCCUGGUUCAGAACUAUGAUGAUGAUGUUCUGGACAUACUGCAGCCUUAUGAAGGCCGUAUCUACCUGGUGGAAGCUUAA
This is a messenger RNA of Penicillium verhagenii, 1737 nucleotides long. Its product is annotated as glycoside hydrolase family 13 protein. Lineage: Eukaryota; Fungi; Ascomycota; Eurotiomycetes; Eurotiales; Aspergillaceae. Gene Ontology annotation, biological process: oligosaccharide catabolic process. The transcript has a single exon. Bases 1 to 1737 code for a protein of 578 amino acids. The record is from RefSeq and is a predicted model, not a curated record. Gene Ontology annotation, molecular function: alpha-amylase activity.